Messenger RNA from Pungitius pungitius (ninespine stickleback), 2584 nucleotides. RefSeq names its product ribonuclease inhibitor-like. Bases 473 to 1234 code for a protein of 253 amino acids. Gene Ontology annotation, cellular component: cytoplasm. The record is from RefSeq and is a predicted model, not a curated record. Gene Ontology annotation, molecular function: protein binding. The transcript has 8 exons. NCBI's taxonomy places the organism in Eukaryota, Metazoa, Chordata, Actinopteri, Perciformes, Gasterosteidae.
AACUUGGUGGCAGUAGUCAAUCUUUGUUUUGUUUGUGUUUAAUUGGUUAGUGCUGACAGUGCAGCCAAUCCGGCUCCGUUCUCGGGAAAAAGGGGUGGGACUUCGGCGUAAACGGUCAGGUUCAGUGUAUCUGUGUAAGAGAGAAGAGUCAUUCACCGUUAGGUAAAGUUGCAAUGGUCUAAGCGGAGAUCCUAUUAAUAACUUGACGGCUGACGACCAGUUAGCCUAUGGUUUGGAUUGUGGUGACCUGCCCGAGCUGAUUCAGGAGACGGACAUCUAAGACGAGGAUCGGAAAAACUCCUGUGGACCACUAAGAAGAACGGUUUCCCGCGUCUGCGCUUCCGGUUGUAGACAGUUUGCUGGUGUGUUUUUUCUCCCGGGUUCUGCCUGCCGUCCAUCGCCCGGAUUCCGCUCAUCUUCUCCUUUGAAUGGGGAACCAGAGACGUGGUCUUGUCCAGCACCGUGAGUGUAGAUGGCCACGUCCUGGCAGUGUCUGACAACAUGUUUGUCCACAACAACUCUAAGCACGGCCGAAGGGCCCGCAGACUGGAGCCCGGCGAGUCUGUGGAGAAUACUAUGGAAUAUGCCACCCCGUGCAUCAAAGCCAUUAGUCCCAGUGAGGGCUGGACCACCGGCGGGGCGAUGGUCAUCGUCAUUGGGGAGAACUUUUUUGACGGCCUGCAGGUGGUGUUUGGCAGCAUGCUGGUGUGGAGUGAGUCUGCAUGCAUGCAAUCUCACUGUGAGCUGCUGUGAGAACCUGGCAAAGAAUAUCAACCCAUCACAAGUUAGAGAGCUGGACCUGUCCAACAACAACCUGACAGAUGCAGGAAUAACACUGCUCUCCACGAAACUGAAGAACAGCAAAUUGGAGAAACUCAGACUGAGGAGCUGCAAUCUAACACAGCACAGCUCCGAUGACCUGACCGCCGUCAUCAGCUCAGCCUCCUGCCAGCUUAGAGAAUUGGACCUAUCUGACAAUGACUUGCAGGACGUAGGAGUCAAAACGCUCUCUGGUGGACUGGAGAGUCCUCACUGUCAACUGAAGAUACUCUCUGUGUCCUUGUGCAGAGUGACAGAGGAAGGCUGCACUUUCCUGGCAUCAGCUUGGAACUCGUCCAGUUUGAGAGAGCUGGACCUGAGCUACAACCACCCGGGAGAGUUGGGCGUGCAGCUUCUGUCUGCUCUGAUGGCCGACCCACAAUGCAGCCUGCAGAAACUCAGGAGGAGCAGCUGAGAUGAGGAGUUGGAUCCAGGUGAAGACGGCGGCGGCUGAAGCUGGCGGAGCAGCAGGGCGCCGCUGCGUACGUUGGCCCGUCACUGUGUUGGAUAAAAGCGUCGCAUUCACUGAUGUCUACGCAUCGUCAAUGACAGUGCGGGCCGCUCCCCUGGCCCGCGUUUGAGCUCUGCCGCGUGUAGAGACACGCUCACACAUAGAUAUAUGUAUGUGUUUUAUUCACAUGGAAGGAUUCCAGCCUCUCUGGGAGGAAGGCAGCCGCUGGGGCUGUGCAGCCGGCUGGCAGCUCCGUCUAGCGGGGCCACGAGUCAAACACAAUUCAUGGGCUGCUCUGUGCUUGGGAUGCAGCAUCUAUAACGGGGGCAUGUCGUGCGUUCAGCUUGGGGGCGUGUGUGGGAAACAGGGUCCUUUGGCGCCAUCGUGUGGCGGCGGCGGGGCGUUGCAGCACCAGAGGGCAGCGGGAGUAGAAACGUCCACAGCGCACGUCGUGUGGCUCAGUCAUCGAUCGCGGCGCUGCAACGCGACUGUGACUUUCAUCCGGGCGUCUUGAUCGGUUCGAACGGGGGGGGGAGAUUCCACUUUGUUGUGACAGCAGAGCAUAGACAUGUAUAGAAAGGCUAGAUGGCUCAAGGCGGAGUCGGCUGUGUCGUCACUUGGCGGCCAUCUUGGGUCAGGAGACUGCGCUGCUGUGGACGGAAGGUGAGUGACAUACGCCAACUAAAAUGCUCGUAACUUGCUGAAUUCUUGACGGAUUUACAAACGGUUUGGUUUAUUACAAACCUUAUUAACGUGGCUACGAUUUGUGCUGAUGCCGAUGUUUAAAUUGUAGCUUCACGUUUUGAGAAACGCUUAACAUUGCAGCGUAGCUGUGUGUUUCAUGGCUGCCCUCUACUCUAAAGUGAUACCACACAGUCGACAUUUUCAAUUAUUAACAGGUUUCCUGAGACCAACAACGUUUCUUGACAACCUAAUCUUUUGUCUAAAUGUCAUUUUGUGGAUGUGGUUGUAUUUAUUUGCUGGCUAGCAGUGAAGAGGUCGUAAGUGAGUCACCGAGCAAUUGUAAAUUGGUGGGAGAGGCAGGGUUAGUCUUUCGUUUCAACAUAGCUUUGAGUUACACGUGAUUUCCAAGUGGUUUGGUUUCUUAAAAACAUCUUUACAUCAUUUGGAUUUCUUUGUUGGGUUUUUUCUGAGACAACAUUACAAGAUUGGCUACAUAUAUUUGCAUACAUGCACUACAUAGAAUCAAAAUGAUAAUAUGUUUUAUACUGUAUUUUAGUCCAUACCCUCAGUGUUGAAGGAUAUAAAGGUGCAAGGUUAACAAUCAUUUAUAUCUGACUACUAUUUCUCCCA